Saxophila tyrrhenica is the source of this 744-nucleotide messenger RNA. RefSeq lists its product as uncharacterized. The record is from RefSeq and is a predicted model, not a curated record. NCBI's taxonomy places the organism in Eukaryota, Fungi, Ascomycota, Dothideomycetes, Mycosphaerellales, Extremaceae. The coding region runs from base 1 to 744 and encodes 247 amino acids. The transcript is spliced from 2 exons.
AUGGUCUCUUCAAGGAAGCGCAAGGCCGAUCCCGACUACGUCGACGACAACAAUGACAAGCACAACACUGUCCCAGACGGUGAACUGGGUAUUGCACAAUCCGUUGCCUCAAGGAACCAGCAGAAACGCUUGAAGCUCGCUGAAGAACAACGUCAGAAGUUGGCCGAAGAAGCUGCAGAGAAGCAUCUCCAGGUCCCGGACAAGCCGCGCGAGGACCUUAUGCAGAAACUACCCGGCGAGAUCAGAAACAACAUCUAUGAAAUGGCUCUCGUUCGUGACGAAAUAAUCUACCUCCAUUGCCACCGUCGAAGCAGCGGAGUCAAGCAUUGGCGCCGUACGAAGUUCCAUGGGCCCGGCCUCUUCCUCGUCUCGAAGCAAGUUCGCAAAGAAGCUAUGAGCGUCUACUUCCUUACCAACGAGUUCAGGAUCGUCUGCUCUGGGCUCGAGCUUCCAUCAGCCAUCACAUUCCUCGAGAAAGUGUUCGAAGUCUGUGGCAAGGUUCCUUUCCACGAGAUGGCUCUCAGGACGCUUCCGCGCGGCUGGCAACAGGUCGUGUCUUGGUGGUACAUCGCACGCCUCAUCUCCAAGAGUCCGGCUGGCACAGAUGCUCAGUGGAAGGCAUUCUUCUGGUGCAGUGCAAGUCAGCAUCUUGAGAUGUCUUUGGACGCUAUGAUUUCGUUCGCACUGGCAGCAAGAAGCCGUGGGGACGCCGAGGUCAAGGUUAAGGCCGAUUUCAAGGUGUAG